AUGGAUCUUGAGCAUGGCAUGUGUUGGGAUACUUCAAAGAAGGAUUCUUGGAAGACAUUGUUGCUUUUGGCUUAUCAGAGCCUUGGAGUAGUAUAUGGGGACUUGAGCACUUCCCCUCUCUAUGUUUACAAGAGCACAUUUGCAGAAGACAUUCAACAUUCAGAUACUAAUGAAGAGAUUUUCGGUGUUUUGUCUUUUGUUUUCUGGACUCUCACUCUGGUUCCCUUAUUCAAGUAUGUCUUUGUGGUCCUUCGAGCAGAUGACAAUGGAGAGGGAGGCACUUUUGCGUUGUAUUCAUUGAUAUGCCGGCAUGCGAAGGUUAGCCUUCUUCCCAAUAGACAAGUUGCAGAUGAAGCACUCUCCACAUACAAACUGGAGAACCCUCCAGAGAAGAAGAACAACUCAAGGGUUAAAAUGUACCUUGAGAAGCACAAGGGCUUGCACACUGCUUUGCUAAUCUUGGUUCUUCUUGGCACUUGCAUGGUAAUUGGAGAUGGACUGCUCACUCCGGCAAUUUCUGUUUUCUCUGCAGUGUCUGGUCUCGAGCUUUCGAUGUCCAAUAACCAUCAUCAAUAUGCAGUAGUUCCAAUCACUUGCUUCAUCUUGGUGUGCCUUUUCGCACUUCAACACUAUGGCACGCAUCGGGUGGGAUUUCUCUUUGCACCAGUUGUUUUGGCAUGGCUGCUAUGCAUCAGUGCCCUUGGCCUGUAUAAUAUAAUCCACUGGAACCCACACGUCUAUCAAGCUCUUUCUCCAUAUUACAUGUUCAAGUUCUUGAAGAAAACGAAGAAAGGCGGGUGGAUGUCUUUGGGCGGAAUAUUGUUGUGCAUAACAGGCUCAGAGGCAAUGUUUGCUGAUCUUGGCCACUUCUCAUAUGCUGCAAUUCAGAUUACAUUCACCUUUCUGGUUUAUCCAGCCCUUACAUUGGCAUAUAUGGGGCAAGCUGCUUAUUUGUCACAGCAUCAUGACAACACAAAUCAUAUUGGCUUUUAUAUUUCAGUCCCAGGAAAGUUAAGGAUCCCAGUCCUCAUAAUAGCUAUCCUUGCUUCUGUCGUGGGAAGCCAAGCGAUCAUCAGUGGAACAUUCUCUAUCAUAAACCAGAGUCAGUCACUUGGCUGUUUCCCAAGAGUGAAGGUUGUUCACACUUCUGACAAGAUACAUGGCCAGAUUUAUAUCCCUGAGAUCAAUUGGAUGCUCAUGAUCCUCUGCAUUGCUGUGACCAUUGGAUUUAGAGACACCAAGCACAUGGGAAAUGCAUCAGGGUUAGCAGUGAUGACAGUGAUGCUAGUGACAACAUGCCUUACUUCCCUGGCUAUCAUCCUUUGUUGGCACAAGCCUCCUAUUGUAGCGCUAUCCUUUCUACUUUUCUUUGGCUCCAUUGAGUUGCUCUACUUCUCAGCAUCACUAACCAAAUUCACUGAGGGUGCAUGGCUCCCCAUCCUUCUAGCCCUCUUUCUGAUGACCAUCAUGUUUGUUUGGCAUUAUGCCACCAUUAAGAAAUAUGAAUUUGAUCUCCACAACAAGGUAUCACUAGAAUGGCUUUUAGCCUUGGGUCCAAGCUUGGGAAUUGCUAGAGUCCCUGGCAUUGGCUUAGUUUUCACUGAUCUCACCUCUGGCAUCCCAGCUAACUUCUCACGCUUUGUCACCAACCUCCCUGCCUUCCACCGUGUCCUUGUCUUUGUGUGCAUAAAAUCAGUGCCUGUGCCUUAUGUGCCCCCUGCAGAGAGGUAUCUUGUCGGUCGUGUGGGUCCUCCUGCUCAUCGGUCUUACAGGUGCAUUGUCCGUUAUGGAUAUCGUGAUGUGCACCAGGAUGUUGAUUCUUUUGAAUCAGAGCUUGUUGCUAGACUGGCUGAUUUCAUCAACUAUGACUGGCAUCGAACGCAUGGUACUAACUCAUUUCCUGAUGACGAUGCAUCUCAAUCUAAUGAAUCUUCAAAUGAUUGUAGAUUGGCGGUGAUUGGAACCGUCUCUUUCUCUGGCGUACCAGCUUAUGAGAUUGAGGAGAGUGUGCAGCCAGCAAGUGUAUCUGGUGGUUUCCCAACGGUCGUAAGUGUGACAGAUGUUAUUGAAAUGGAACCUGUUGGGAUAAGAGAAAGAAGAGUGAGGUUUGCUAUAGAUAACGAGUCUGAAACCCCUUCAGCAGUUGGUAUGGAUUUGCAGUUACAAGAAGAGCUAGAAGACUUGUUAUCAGCCCAACAAGCUGGUACUGCCUUUAUACUAGGGCACUCUCAUGUUAAAGCAAAACAGGGAUCAUCAGUUAUGAAGAGAUUGGCUAUUAAUUUUGGGUACAAUUUCCUCAGGCGGAACUGCCGAGGGCCAGAUGUGGCGCUCAAGGUGCCACCAGUGUCUCUUCUUGAGGUCGGCAUGGUUUAUGUUUUGUAA
Messenger RNA from Dovyalis caffra, 2382 nucleotides. Lineage: Eukaryota; Viridiplantae; Streptophyta; Magnoliopsida; Malpighiales; Salicaceae. The record is from the annotation of a GenBank genome assembly.